Molecule: messenger RNA, 1121 nt
Organism: Pocillopora meandrina
Lineage: Eukaryota; Metazoa; Cnidaria; Anthozoa; Scleractinia; Pocilloporidae
Source: the annotation of a GenBank genome assembly
AGAAAAUUAAAGCAUCCUAACGUUGUCACUUUUCAUGGCACAUCGCUUCUAAAGGAAGAUGGCGAAACCCGAGUAAUACUAGUCAUGGAAUACUGCAAGGAAAAUUUAAAGAAUCGCAUUUUCAGUAAUCCAGAAAGAGCCCCUGCCAAUUCUAAGAAUAUCGAUGCCAAAACAGACGCCUUUCAAUGGAUAAAGCAGAUAGUCACUGCCCUGUCCUUCAUUCAUGAUCAAAAAGUCGUUCACAGAGAUCUCAAACUGGAUAAUAUAUUGGUAUGGAACUAAGAGAAACGUUAUAGUUGGUGGCGAAAUAAAACACACGCCUUACCAUCAGACUAAACUUUUCAUUUGGGCACUUAAAGCUACUUUUUGGCUCUUGGAAAAUCUGUCAAUGACCAAGCUUUUUAUGUUAAGAUUGCUCAUACGAGAGAGAAAAGCUCUUUUUUUCUUUUACAGGCCUAAAGAUCUCUUUACUGCACAAAACGCAAACAAAAAAAAGGAAGGAAUUAGUUUGACCGGCAUUGAGCUAUUUUUAUCUAAGAUUUUAAUCUAAUUCUUAUAAAAAGCAAAUUACAAUUCCUUUAACACGCCUUUCAGUGACUAGUCCUUCGAAAGAAUCUUCAAAACAAUCCCGUUGUAUUGUGAUGAUCAUGACAUAAUGCUAGAUCAUCCUUGUGCACAUCAUUUAUCUUUUUUUCUUUUCACUUUAAAAGCUAUCAGCCACAAAUGAAGUGAAGAUAACCGACGUUGGCGUUUCCAAGGAUGUGAACAAGAUCACAGGAACUUUGGCAGGAACACCUGCUUAUGUGGCACCGGAAGUGUUUCACUCUCAGCUGUAUGACACGAAAGCAGACAUAUACAGCCUGGGGAUAAUUUUAUGGGAGAUGUGGUAUGGGCAGCAGGCCUUCAGUGAAUUCAGUGACAUACCAAGUCAUGUAGCUCUCUUUAACAUGGUGGAUGAGGGCCUUCGCCCAAAACAUGUGAAAGGCUGUAAUGAGCCGCCACGCCGCUGGAAAGAUUUGAUGGAGAGUUGCUGGAACAAAAAACCAGCGGAACGCCCAUCAGCUUCGCAUUGCCUCAAGGAAGCUGUUGAACUUCAUAGAGAGGCAAUGGAAGUUCUGUAA